ACGGUCUCGGAGCACGUCUGAUACGUCAGCCGCAAAGCACGUCUGAUCCCGGCCAGCGGCGAGCAGCACUCGCACCUGCCAUGAAGGUGGUUCGGCUGCUGGUGGUACUGGUGCUGGUAGUGCUGGCGGUGACGGCGACGGUGGGCGCCGCCCGAAGGAAGCGGUUCCGCUCGGUCAUGCCGCGGGCUAUGCGAGCCAUCAGCCGCGUCGGCAAGGGCUCGCACUCCCGGGAGCGUUUCCUGGCUAUCCCGCAGGUGCCCUACCCAUACUAUCAGAGGCCGAAGUACCGGUACCCGUUCUACGACCAGCACGGCAACGGGCACCUGCUUUACGGCUACGGUGACAAAAGGCUCUACAGCUACACAAAGUUCAAGCCGCUGGAGGGCUACAGCAAACGGCGCUAGAGGCUCCACUGCUAGGACACCCACACGCAGCCAUCUAGUCAGGCAGAGAGUACAGUUGCAGCGCGGCGUGAAGCCCAGACAGCGAGCGGACACUCCACGGAACAGCUGCGCGGCCGGGCCUCCUCCACGGAAGGGCUGCACGGCCGGGGCUCCUCCACGGAACGGCUGCAUGGCCGGGGCUCCCCCACGGAACCGCUGCACGGACGGGGCUCCUCCACGGAACAGCUGCGCGGCUCGUGCUGACCAGUUUCAGUUGUCAGGAGUGGACAUGUAGCACUGCGGCGCUCCAUUUACCGCUCCAGCCGUUCCUCUACGGAACGGCUGCACGGACAGGGCUCCUCCACGGAACGACUGCACGGCCGGGGCUCCUCCAUGGAACAGCUGCGCGGCCAGUGCUCCUCUACGGAACGGCUGCACAGACGGGGCUUCUCCACAGAACGGCUGUACGGGCGGAGCUCCUCCACGGAACGGAUGCACGGCCGGGGCUCCUCCACAGAGCGGCGGCAGAGCGUAGAGCAUGUGGCACGGACGCAGAGCAGUCGGCGGUGCAGUCGACGGGCCCGCUAGCUGAGAGCGGACCGCUGUCGCCAUCAGAGCAGCCGCCCCGUGAAGGGGGGGGGGAGCAGCAGACUAUCCAGCAGAGCGAAGACGGCGGUGCAGUG
Messenger RNA from Pollicipes pollicipes, 1066 nucleotides. RefSeq lists its product as uncharacterized. NCBI's taxonomy places the organism in Eukaryota, Metazoa, Arthropoda, Thecostraca, Pollicipedomorpha, Pollicipedidae. The transcript has 4 exons. The coding region runs from base 81 to 404 and encodes 107 amino acids. The record is from RefSeq and is a predicted model, not a curated record.